AUGGGGCAGGAACGGGGAAAGAGCGGGAAGGAGGAAAGGAGGCUGACUGCUGGAGAGAGGAGGGGUAAGGAACCGGGAACACAGGAGCAGGACACAGGAACACAGGAACAAAAAGCACCGCCAAAUUUCAGCUGGAUGAAACAAUCUAUUGGACAGAAGCCUCAGAUAUUAGCAAGGACAUGGAACUAUCAAACAGAAGCUACAUUUUUCAAUGAGUUUGAAAACAGUAAACGUCUUAGUGCUCAGAUAGCAAAUGAGACCUUUAACCUGACUGUCUCACAUGUAGAGCUGUCAGAUUCAGCCACAUACUACUGCGCUAUUACACGCUUCAGAGAGAUGAGCAUUGGAGAUGGAACUACUUUAAUGGUGCUGGGGCCAGAGUCCCAGAGCAGGACAGUAGUGCUGCAGCAGCCCGAGUCUGAGUCAGUGCAGCCAGGAGACUCUGUGACUCUGCAGUGUACAGUACACACUGAGACCUGUGCAGGAGAACACAGUGUGCACUGGUUCAGACCGGGCUCAGGAGAGUCCCCUCCAGGAAUCAUUCACACCCAUGGACACAGGAGUGAUGAGUGCCAGAGGAGCUCUGGGACUGUGUCUCCCACACAGAGCUGUGUCUACAACUUCCCCAAGAGGAACCUCAGCCUCUCUGAUGCUGGGACUUACUACUGUGCUGUGGCCACCUGUGGGGAGAUCCUGUUUGGGAACGGGACCAAGCUGGACUUUAAGGGAAAUGAUGUCCUCCCGCUUUAUUGCUUGGCGGGAGCUUUGGCGUUGAGUGUGAUCCUAAACAUCAUCCUCGCUCUGAGCAAGAGAAAAAACAGUGAGAACUGCAAAGCAGGGGAAUUCAGAACCACGGAUAGUGCCUGCAGGACCAGGAGAAACUUCAGCACCCUGCUCCUCAAGCCGGGACAGCCCACUUUCAGACACAAAACCCAGGGAUCACAUGAGCAAACUCUGUAA
Conger conger (European conger) is the source of this 960-nucleotide messenger RNA. RefSeq lists its product as uncharacterized. The transcript has 6 exons. Bases 1 to 960 code for a protein of 319 amino acids. NCBI's taxonomy places the organism in Eukaryota, Metazoa, Chordata, Actinopteri, Anguilliformes, Congridae. The record is from RefSeq and is a predicted model, not a curated record. Gene Ontology annotation, biological process: response to bacterium.